Molecule: messenger RNA, 3232 nt
Organism: Linum tenue
Lineage: Eukaryota; Viridiplantae; Streptophyta; Magnoliopsida; Malpighiales; Linaceae
Source: the annotation of a GenBank genome assembly
CCACUCUCUUUCCGUUCCGUCACUUAUUAUCCUACGCACCAUCUCUUCUUCCCUUUUUUUCACUUUACCUUGACCAAAGUAGCAGAGCAUUUGUAGUGGUCGCUAGCUAGUUGUUAGUCACUUCUCUUCCUUCUUCCUUCUUCUUCCCCUUCCCCACCAUUUUCUUCUCGAGAGGGACCUUUCAUUCCAUUCCUGCUGGGCUAGCCAACAAAGGCCAGCGAUUUUGAUUGCUACCAGAACCGGAAAAAAACAACCCCAAAGAAAGCAAAAGAGAGUUUUUCCCUUAGACCGUUAAUUCCACACACGUUCUUCUUCCACUCCCCGCUUUCUCUACAAACAAAACUGCCUCUGCAUUGCCGCCAAUCAAAGCUGCAAUCUUUUUUUCUGCUCUGCUUUUCAUUACCCCCUUUAAUGGCGAUGCUCCUCUUUCUUCUUUUUUGUUGAUGGGUAUCUCUCCUUCUGUUGCAGAUUUGCUUCCGGGAACUGGAAAAAAAAAGGAGCUUUCUGAAGUUUGAUUCUUCUCUGUUCCAAUGCGGGAAGCUUGAAGAAAUUUCCCGAUCAAUGUGGGUUCUGAUUAAAGGGAAGUUGCUGUUGAAAUAAUAAUCGGAAUGGACGUUUACGAAUCGCGGAAGAGCGUAGCUCUGGAUUCGGCCAAACGGCUCCCAUUAGCUCCAGCAGAAAGGAACCGCAACGCGCCACCGCCACCUCCUCCCGCCGCCGUCGCCACUCGCCGGCCGAGGAGAGAUGUAAACGCCAGGUACAAAUCACCGACCCCAUCGUCUCCUUCUGCCACCACCGCCGGCGCCGCACGCCGGUUCCCAUCCCCAAAUGUCCCCGCCGCCAGAGUAAUCCCUUCAUCGUCUCCCAAGAGAGCCCAAUCCGCCGAGCGCCGGCGGCCAUCUCCCAACCCAAUUUCGCCCCGAACGGCGUCCACACCGGUCAAGGAUUCCGCCGUCGUCGAAGCUCUGGUGAUGCCUAGUAUUACUCGGAGGCUGAGUACAGGUGGUGGUGGGGCUCGGUUGCCGGAGAGUUUGUGGCCUUCCACGAUGAGAAGCCUCAGUGUGUCAUUUCAGUCUGAUAGCAUUUCAAUUCCGGUCAGCAAGAAGGAGAAGGAGAAGGAGAAGGAGAAAGAGAAGCCAACUGAUCGAACAUUGAAGCCAUCGUCCAAUGUAGCUUCUCCGAAACAUGUCGAACCGAGGAAGCAGCAGCAGCAGCAGCCUACGCCGCCGGAGAGGAAAAUGAGUCCUCUGAGAGGUAGGAAUUCUACUUCUUCAUCACAACAUGAUCAUCAAUCUGAGAAUGCUAGACCAGUAGUAGCAGCAGCAGUAGAUCAUAGCUUCCGAGCGGCGAAGAUGAUUGAUCAGCAUAGAUGGCCAAGUAGGGUUAGUGGCAGAGCGAAUUCAAUGUCCAUGAACAAGAGUGUUGAUCUUAAUGAUAUCAAGUCAGUAAGAGCGUUAGCUACUCCUCAAGUUGUUUCAAUCGGGACCUCCACCCUCAAGAAGAUGCCUUCAUUAGGACUACCUGAUGAUGGUGGUGACAGGCCAUUGCAGAAAUCAGUUAGCGAUGCUGCGACUCGAAUGUACUCGCCCGAGGAUGAGAAAGAGAAGCCCGGGAUGAAGGCGUUCGAUGAGGUUCUGGAACGGUUGUCGAGAGCUGAGAAGUUGGUUUCAGCGAACUUGCCUGAUAGAAUGGCGUAUCUGCCAUCGGUGAGGACUCACUCGUCAUUGCCUAGCCCUAGAUCUUCGAGGCCAGCUUCACCAAGCAAGGGUCUGGGGAGUAGAGGUGGGAGUCCGUGUCGAACGAGACCAUCCACACCCCCUUCUUCGAGGGGAGUUAGUCCUUCUCGGGGGGCAGUGUCCAGUCCUUCAUCUUCAUCGUCAGCCUUUGGGUCAAAUUCAGUGUUAAGUUUCAUAACGGAUUACAAGAGGGGGAAGAGGAGUGCUAGCUACAUUGAAGAUGCACAUCAGUUGAGGCUGCUUCACAACCGGUUCUUGCAGUGGAGGUUUGCUAAUGCUCAACAAGAGGCUGCUCUUUAUGUUCAGAAAGUGAACACUGAGAGAAAUCUAUACGACGUAUGGAACACUACCAUAUCGCUGUGGGAUUCAGUAAUUAGUAAGAGAAUCGAUCUACAGCAGCAGAAGUUGGAGCUCAAGUUAAAUGCAAUUUUAAGCGAACAAAUGGCAUACCUAGAUGAUUGGGGAUUACUCGAGAGAGACCACGUCAGCUCUCUAACAGGAGCUGUCGACGAUUUGGAGGCGAGCACUCUUCGCCUUCCGGUGGCUGGAGGAGCAAAGGCGGAUAUAGAAUCCCUAAAGCUUGCUGUAUGCUCAGCCGUCGAUGUAAUGCAGGCAAUGGGAUCUUCCAUAUGUUACUUGCUCUCCAAGGCGGAAGCAAUGAAUCGAUUUGUAACAGAUCUUGCGAUCGUAGCAGCACGAGAGAAAUCAAUGCUUGCUGAAUGUGAAGCCCUAUUGGAAUCAACAGCAGCCAUGCAGAUAGAAGAGGGCAGCAUUAGAACGCAUUUGAUACAAAUGAGGCAGGCUCUGGAAAACCAAGCAAUGUUGACUACAAGAAACCAUCAAUGGUGGUCCUGAUCAAAUAUCAACCCAGGAACAAACUUCAAUUACUAACCGACACUUCCCUCCACCACCAGGCAGAGAUGACAUCGAUCGAUAGUAUACUCCGAUCGCAUCUCAGUAAAAAUGUAAAUUGUUAUUAGUUUUUAUCACUUUUGAGUUAAAAUCAGGAGGGAGUUCUUUGCUCCAGUAUGUUUCUUCUUCUAUUCUCCAUACAACAGUGAGCUGUUUGUUGGCUCCUGUCUUUCUUUCUUCAAGUGUAAGCUCCUUUUGUUCUUGUACCACGCACAUGGAAGAUAGAGAAAUGAAAAAAAGAAAUGGAAAUGAAUCAAGAGGAUUCAGAAUCUCAAUCUCAUUGUAGCGACAGAUGAAAUGUAGUAGCAACUCGAUAUCUAGAUACAUCACACAAGUGUAAAUGCGUCAUGGUAGUGCAACUGUAUCUCUGCCAUAAACCAUAUCCUUCGAGUUAACGACAAAUCAUGAGCUUAAGCAAUGGAAUUAGAGCACCUGAAGAUAUCAACGAACAUCUAUGAAAUGGGUGCAUGUUUUUCAGCUGAUUCUCGCUACAUUGAUAUUGCUCCUAGAUUGACAAAAUUAAUCUAAAUUUUUGGGGAGUAUCAUGAAAUGCAUUCAGGGGCAAUGCCAAAAGGAAAGUGUUG